Messenger RNA from Hippocampus comes (tiger tail seahorse), 8691 nucleotides. RefSeq names its product kinesin family member 1B (gene kif1b). Gene Ontology annotation, biological process: microtubule-based movement. The record is from RefSeq and is a predicted model, not a curated record. NCBI's taxonomy places the organism in Eukaryota, Metazoa, Chordata, Actinopteri, Syngnathiformes, Syngnathidae. Gene Ontology annotation, molecular function: microtubule binding; ATP binding; microtubule motor activity. The coding region runs from base 359 to 5917 and encodes 1852 amino acids. The transcript has 50 exons.
GCGAGUUGACGUAAUCUCGGUGAAUCAAGACAGUUUAUCAAUUCUCUCCGCCUGGCUGCAGAUUGACGCCCGUCUUUUCAUCUUUAAGGGAAAAAACGAUCUACAAGUUGUCCUUGGCCUCGAUUCGAGCUCCAAUCAGCGGAAGACACCACUAGAAUGGGUUUUUUUCGCCAGAGUGGACUUUACGACAGUUUGCCCGCUUGCGCAUUCUGAUAGAAAAACAACACGUUUGACGUCCGCUAGCUUAAUCGUUAGUAGUCGCCGCUGCCCUAUGCUGUCGGCGCUGCUGGAGUGACAGUCUUCGAAGGAGGGAGGCCACACAACGCAUUUUACUUGGAGAUUGUCCCCCACCGCAAACAUGUCCGGGGCGUCGGUAAAAGUCGCUGUUCGAGUUCGACCCUUCAACUCCAGGGAGACGAGCAAGGAUUCGAAAUGUAUCAUUCAAAUGCAAGGCAACACUACAACUAUCCUCAACCCCAAAGCCCCGAAAGAACCAGCAAAAACCUUCAGUUUUGAUUACUCCUACUGGUCCCACACGACGCCGGAAGACCCCUGCUUUGCUGCGCAGAACCAAGUGUACAAUGACAUUGGCAAGGAAAUGCUGCAGCACGCCUUCGAGGGCUACAACGUGUGCAUUUUUGCUUAUGGCCAGACUGGAGCUGGCAAAUCCUACACCAUGAUGGGCAAACAGGAGGAAGGCCAGGAGGGAAUCAUUCCCAUGCUUUGUGAGGAUCUGUUUGAGAAAAUCAACGAGGAUAGCAACAAAGAGGAGCUCUCCUAUUCUGUAGAGGUCAGUUACAUGGAGAUCUACUGUGAGCGGGUGCGAGAUCUGCUCAAUCCCAAGAACAAAGGGAAUCUCCGGGUGAGAGAGCAUCCGCUUUUGGGCCCCUACGUAGAGGACCUCUCCAAGCUUGCCGUCACUUCCUAUACAGACAUCGCUGACCUCAUGGAUGCGGGCAAUAAGGCCAGAACUGUGGCGGCCACCAACAUGAAUGAGACCAGCAGCAGGUCCCAUGCAGUUUUCACCAUUGUCUUCACGCAGCGAAAACACGACAGUGAGACAGACCUUUCCACUGAAAAAGUCAGUAAAAUUAGUCUUGUGGACUUGGCAGGAAGUGAAAGAGCAGAUUCCACUGGAGCUAAAGGCACCCGGCUGAAGGAGGGAGCAAACAUCAAUAAGUCCCUAACCACGUUAGGAAAGGUCAUCUCUGCCCUGGCUGAAGUGGAUAACUGUACCAGCAAGAGCAAGAAGAAAAAGAAGUCAGACUUCAUCCCAUACAGAGACUCCGUUUUGACAUGGCUCUUGAGGGAGAACCUUGGCGGAAAUUCCAGAACUGCAAUGGUUGCUGCCCUCAGUCCUGCUGAUAUCAAUUAUGAUGAAACUCUGAGCACACUGCGCUACGCCGAUCGAGCCAAGAAUAUCAAAUGCAAUGCUGUCAUCAAUGAGGAUCCUAACAAUAAGCUGGUGCGUGACCUGAAGGAUGAAGUGGCCCGACUGAAGGAGCUGCUGCGUGCACAAGGACUGGGAGACAUCCUGGACAUUGAUCCUCUGGGGGAUGAUUGCCCAGGAAGUGGAAUCAAAUGUGACACUACUCAAAGCUUUAGAAUGCCACUGCUCAGUUGUCAAGCUGAGGUUCAGAGCUUCAGACCAAAAGACCUCAAAGACAUUCAGAACAAUAAGAAUAGAUACUUGAUAGCCUCAGAGAACCAACGCCCUGGCCAUUUCUCCACAGCCCCUAUUGGCUCCCUGACAGCCUCUCCAUCCUCUGGCUCACUGUGCAGCCAGGGGGCCCUGCAGUCCGCCACCAGCAUACAGGAGCGGAUCAUGUCCACCCCCGGGGGAGAGGAAGCUAUUGAAAGACUCAAGGAAUCUGAAAAGAUCAUUGCAGAGCUCAAUGAAACUUGGGAAGAGAAGCUACGAAAGACCGAGGCCAUCCGCAUGGAGAGGGAGGCAUUACUUGCUGAAAUGGGCGUGGCAAUCCGCGAAGAUGGAGGCACUUUGGGGGUGUUCUCUCCUAAAAAGACUCCUCACCUGGUUAACCUGAACGAGGAUCCCCUCAUGUCAGAGUGUCUACUCUACUAUAUCAAAGAUGGAAUUACAAGGGUGGGACAGGCUGACGCUGAAAGAAGGCAGGAUAUUGUUUUGAGUGGUGCUCAUAUCAAGGAGGAGCACUGUAUUUUCCGCAGUGAGAGGAAUGCCAAUGGAGAUGUUAUCGUCAUGCUUGUGCCCUGUGAGGGAUCAGAGACUUACGUCAAUGGCAAGCGAGUUGAGGACUCCAUUCAGCUGCGUUCAGGAAACCGUAUCAUUAUGGGAAAGAACCACGUGUUCCGCUUCAACCACCCCGAGCAAGCCAGGGCGGAAAGGGAGAAAACGCCGUCGGCUGAAACCCCUGUGGAGCCAGUGGACUGGACCUUCGCUCAGAGAGAGCUUCUGGAGAAACAGGGUAUUGACAUGAAGCAGGAGAUGGAGAAAAGGCUGACCGAAAUGGAAAUCCUAUACAAAAAGGAGAAGGAAGAAGCUGACCAACUUCUUGAACAGCAGAGACUGGUAUAUGAGAGCAAACUACAGGAACUACAGAAACAGGUUGAGACUCGUUCUCUCAUUGCUGAAACACCCGAUGAGGAAGAGCUCGAGGAGGAGGAGGAAGAGGAAGUGCCGUGGACUCAGCACGAGUUCAACCUGGCUCAAUGGGCCUUCAGGAAGUGGAGGUUCCACCAGUUCACAUCGCUCCGUGACCAGUUGUGGGGGAAUGCCGUCUACCUGAAGGAGGCCAAUGCCAUCAGCGUGGAGCUCAAAAAAAAAGUCCAGUUCCAGUUCGUUUUACUGACGGACACCCUGUACUCGCCCGUGCCCCCGGAGCUCUUACCACCCGAACCUGAAAAAGAGCGUGACUCCAGGCCUUUCCCUCGCACGGUGGUGGCCGUUGAGGUCCAAGACCUGAAGAAUGGAGCCACACACUACUGGUCCCUCGAGAAACUCAAGCAGCGUCUGGACCAGAUGAGGGAGAUGUAUGACCGGGCCGGAGAAAUGGCUUCCACGCACCAGGAGGACUGUGGGGAAGGCACUCUGACUGGAAAUGACCCCUUCUAUGAUCGCUUCCAUUGGUUUAAGCUCGUGGGGAGCUCCCCCAUCUUCCACGGUUGCGUAAAUGAGCAUCUGACCGAACGCACGCCCUCGCCCACCUUCUCCACCACCGACUCUGAAAUCACCGAGCUGGCGGACGAGCGCCAGAGCGAGAUGUCCGACUUGAUGGACGACGAGGCGUUUGUCGACGACACCAGCUCGGACGCCGGCACGGAGGAGGGCUCGGAUAUCUUCAGCGAUGGCCAGGACCCCUUCUAUGACCGCUCCCCCUGGUUCAUCCUGGUGGGAAGAGCUUUUGUGUACCUGAGCAACCUGCUGUACCCCGUCCCACUGGUCCACCGUGUUGCCAUAGUAACAGAGAAAGGAGACGUGCGAGGUUUUCUGCGUGUUGGGGUUCAGGCCAUAGCUGCUGAUGAGGAGGCCCCAGACUACGGGUCUGGAGUAAGGCAAUCGGGAACCGCCAAGAUAUCCUUUGACGAUGACUACUUCAAAAAAAAUGACUUCCCAUCCACUGGUAUGACCCACUCUGGUUUGUCCCUGGAAGAGCUGCGCAUUGUGGAGGGCCAGGGUCAAAGUUCAGAGGUCAUCACCCCCUUAGAGGAGCUCAACAGAAUCAACGACAUGGACCUCAAGCUGGUAAACACCGCAGAAACCAAACAGCCUUGUGGUGACAGUCUACCGGGCCAGUUGGAGAUAGGCAGCACCUUCACCUUCCGCGUGACCGUGCUCCAGACCACCGGCAUCCCAUCAGAAUAUGCUGAUAUUUUCUGCCAGUUUAAUUUCCUGCAUCGCCACGAUGAAGCCUUUUCCACCGAGCCCUUGAAAAACACCGGCAAAGGCGCUCCUCUGGGUUUUUAUCAUGUGCAAAACAUUUCCGUUGAGGUGACAGAGUCCUUCAUUGAGUAUAUCAAGACCAAGCCCAUCGUGUUUGAAGUGUUUGGCCACUACCAGCAGCACCCGCUGCAUCUCCAUGGCCAGGACCUCAUCAGUCCUCCGACACCAUCCAGGAAGUACUAUCCUAUUCCAAUGCCACUGUCUAAACCUGUCCCAGCCACCAAGUUGAAUACAAUCACCAAGUCCAACCUGGGCCAGUGUGUCAGCAAAUACGACCUACUCGUCUGGUUUGAGAUCAGCGAGCUGGAGCCCACAGGAGAGUACAUUCCAGCUAUAGUGGAUCACAGUGGAGCACUGCUUUGCCACGGCACAUACCUGUUGCACCAGGGAAUCCAGCGGCGGAUCACUGUGACUUUAAUCCACGAAAAGGGUAGCGAGCUGCACUGGAAAGAUGUUCGCGAGCUGGUUGUUGGUCGCAUUCGGAACAAGGCUGAAGUGGACGAUGGCGCGGCUGAUGCCGUUUUGUCCCUUAACAUCAUCUCUGCCAAGAACAUCAAAUCUUCCCACAACUCGAACAGGACCUUCUACCGCUUCGAGGCAGUGUGGGACAGCUCCCUGCACAACUCCCUCCUACUAAACCGGGUUACUCCUUACGGAGAGAAGAUCUACAUGACUCUCUCGGCAUAUCUGGAGCUUGACCAUUGCAUCCAACCCGCUAUUAUCACCAAAGACAUCUGCAUGGUCUUUUACUCUCGAGAUGCAAAGAUCUCACCUCCCCGUUCCCUCAGGAAUCUUUUCGGGAGUGGGUAUUCUAAAACCCCAGACUGCAACCGUGUUACCGGAAUCUAUGAGUUGAGUUUGUGCAAGAUGUCCGAUUCUGGAAGUCCAGGCAUGCAGCGCCGGAGGCGGAAGGUUUUGGACACAUCAGUGGCCUACGUGCGUGGCGAGGAGAACCUGGCAGGUUGGAGGCCCAGAGGAGACAGUCUCAUCCUGGAGCAUCAAUGGGAGCUGGAGAAAAUGGAGCAGCUGCAUGAGGUGGAGAAGACCCGCCACCUCCUCCUACUGAGGGACAAACUGGGAGAGUCGGCUCCCGUGGGAUCGGCGCCAGCCAGCAAAUCCCUCAGCGAGUUGCUGUCUCCAAGCAUGAGCUCGGGCACCUUGUCCACCUCCACUUCCAUCUCCUCGCAGAUCUCCAGUACCACCUUUGAGAGCGCCAUCACGCCCAGUGAGAGCAGCGGCUACGACUCCGCCGACAUCGAGAGCCUGGUUGAUCGCGAGAAGGAGCUGGCCACGAAGUGCCUCCGCCUCCUGACUCACACAUUCAACAGCGAGUACAACCAGUUGGUGAACAGCAUCAGCGACUGCAAGCUCUCCGACAUCUCCCCCAUGGGACGUGACCUGUCGGUGACCAGCUUCAGCAGCGCCACACUCACGCCCUCCUCCACCUGCCCCUCGCUCUCAGACUCCCGCUGUGGCUCUGUAGAACAGAAAACUCCAGAGAACUGUUCCCGUGCGUCCAGCCCAUCCUGCUCAGACUAUGAAAACUUCCCCAUGGUUCCCACCCUGGAGGCUUCCUACCUGGCACGUGCGGGGAAGAACGAAUUCCUCAACUUGGUGCCUGAUAUCGAAGAAAUGAGGCCAGGAUCUGUCGUGUCAAAGAAGGGUUUCCUAAGCUUCAUGGAGCCUCGCUCCAACUCGUGGGUGAAGCACUUUGUGGUCGUGCGGCGGCCUUACGUCUUCAUCUACAACAGCGACAAGGACCCGGUGGAGCGGGGGGUCCUUAACCUUUCCACAGCGCAAGUGGAAUACAGUGAAGACCAGCAGGCCAUGCUCAAGACACCCAACACAUUUGCUGUGUGCACAAAGCACCGAGGAAUCCUCCUGCAGGCCAACAAUGAGAAAGACAUGAACGACUGGCUGUACGCCUUUAACCCUCUGCUUGCCGGAACGAUAAGGUCCAAGCUGGCGAGAAGGCGUAGUGGCCACAUCAAGAACUGAAGUGGACACCACAAGCUAUAUUCUUUCGAAACGCCUUUGAACAUACCAAGUGUUAAUACCUAUUAAUCGAUUGUGAUUCUUGACAGUUUUCUCUUGUAAGUAGACUUGUGGCUUAACAUCUCCUCUCUUGCGAUUUCUGUCUCCCCCUACCCCCUUCCUGCUCAGCUUUUUGCGUUUUGGUUUAUUCACGACAAGGUCUAAUUUUGUCCUUGCUUCGCUCUCAUUCGCGUCUCUAGCGAGUAGCAUGUCGUGAUAGUCCAAUCGUGUGCACGUUUCUGCUGAAAAUGUUUCUCUAGCCACUCAUUUUCUGUUUGCCAAUCAUCUGUGAAAAUGUCUCCCGGUGUUAUUGUCACCCGGUUUUGAUUCAGUUUUGUUUUUUGUUUUUUUUUUUUCUGUACUUAACCGCAGCAGUCCUCAGGAGAACACCCACUUUGCUUAUUGAAGCACUAACAAAAUAAUGGGAUUAAAUCGUGACGGGGAAAAUGUAUUAUCUCCAAGGGAUGCGUCUGCUUUACGCAAAGCAACACGCGUUGAAGAACAUUUGCUGCUAACGUAGUCUUUUUUUAGAAGAGUUGCUUCAGGUUUCCGCCUCGUCCAAACGUAAGAGGCGGCUCCCAAAUGGCCUUUAGAAAACAAACCUACAUAACAAACUGCGUCUUUAGGCUCUCAUCUGAGUGACGACAGCGAUGGACUUUCUCCACGCCGUGCUGUGUAGCCACAUCCCCAUGUCGAUAACUCCGCUGUAGGGCAAACUCUCUGUGAAUGGGUUCAGAUCUGAUUCCUCACAUGAGCGAGACAUACAGGAAGAUGAGCUUUGGAUGUUUUAACGUCUACUCCAGGCGUGGGGAACCAAUACGGCCCAUGAGAGCAUUUCCCCCCUUUGUGUAAUUCUAAACGCAGGCAAAACCUCAGAGAAACUGUAUAAAAAUAUAUGUAGAGACAGAUCCGCAGUAUAUAUAUAUCGAAAUCAUGUCACGCACAACUACUAAUAAUAUAUAAUGGUAAAAAACGUUUUCACUCGAAAUGGCCCCUGAUAGGAAAAAGGUUCCCCACUCCUGUUGCACCCACACCGACUCGAGCCCUUUUGGCUCUGCGCAUGCUUUUCAUGGUUGUGAAGAUGAAGGAAGGCGCAGCAUUGAAUGGAUGAAGCUGCUCGCAUUCGAUAUCCACUCAAGGUCAUCACACUGUCAGCGCCAUAUGUUCUCUUCCUUUUCCCUUUCGCAGUCUGCUUGUUUUUGUUGCUGUUAACCUGUUUUGUGUUCCACUUUUAAUAAUUUAAUAAGGAGGUUUUAUAUGAAAUGUGGCAGGGCAUUUGUUACUAUUUUUGAGUCGGCUUCAUUGGUGUUUUAACCUGAUAUGUUUUGUUUGUUGUUUUUUUUUUUUGGCAUGUGUACACUAUAGCAAGACAAGGGUCGAAAUGCACAUAUCAAGGUUACACUGGAUGGCUGUUACACAAAAGGGUUAUUUGAAAGAAAAUAUUUUCAAGGGACGAAACUAAACAAAUCCUUUUAAUUCAUGCUAUUGUUUUCGGAAAAUAGUUGCUCUGUGCAUCAUUGGCUCCACCGAGCUCCCGCUCAAAUCAUUUUAAUGCCUCUAUUGUGAAGUGUGACCGUUAUGUGAUUGGUACAGAUGGGUGAAUUUUUUUAAAACUCUGGCCAGCCAACCAGAGGUUUUCCCCCUGUGUACGAGAUGAAAACAUUUACAUGGAAUGAAGGUGAACAGAGGCACCAAGACUGCUUUUAUUUGCUCCCAAUCGACUUGACGCAAUCUCAAACGUCAUCAGCAACAUUUUUUUUUUUCCUCAGGUCAGCCACCCUGCUGGUCAACAAAUUAUGUCUGAUGACUUUUGAGAUGUUUUUUUUUUUUGUAUUCGUUUUCACUUCUUCGGGAGAUAUUUUUGCAUUCCUUAUUUAAAUAUAUUUUUUGCCAGAGCAGAUAUUUUCCACCCGUGUGGCUAAUUUACAGAUUUCUCAUACUUUGGAGUGUCUAUUUAUGGUUUGCAAUGUACAUAUUAGUUUGCAGUUCUUUGCACAUAUUAAGAAAAAAAAAGUUCAACUAACGGAUCAAAAUCUGCACGGUUUAGUUGCUCUUGAACCAAAUGAAGUGGCGUGGGAAUGGAAUGUUCCGUGAAGAUGUGUGUAUGUCUAGUUCACUCGUGAUGGGGGUUAAAAAAAAAAAAAAAGUACCAAAAUGAAGCUUGUUGUUCCUUGUAGGGGGCAGUUGGCGGUAUUUGGUGCUCCUUUUUUUUUUUCUUUCUUUAGAAAGGGAUUCAAGUGAAAGUCUGCCUGUGAGUGCAAGCAUAUUCACGCUCUACUCAUACUAGCCAGCCAUGUAAAUUCUAACCCUCGUCGGUUUUUAUUUUAUCUUAUAUCAGGGAUUAUAAUACGAAGUAGCUCAUGGUGUCUAAAAUGACUAAUCCGUUAUUGUUUGUGCUUCUUUCUUCACCUCGACACGUUUCCGUUGAUGCCUUUCGAAACAGAACAAUGAGGAUCAGUUAACCCUUUGGAGUCACCAAAAGUUUCAACUUGAAAAGGCAAACAUUAACAUUGUACAUGACUCGUUUUCGUUUUCCAUUGCUUAUUUUGUAAAUAUCUGUGUCGUACGGAGCUUGAAUUAAAAAUGUAAAUAUGUUUACUGUAUUUGUAAUAAUUAUAACCCAUUCGCUGUAUAGCAUAGAUGUGUCAUGCAGAUAUCCUAAUCACUGUGUAUGGUAAACCUGCACCAUUGGUCUGUCUAGUGAAUGAGGAAACAAUAAAAGUGCAAACUGGCAAGAA